AUGGUUCUCCUCAGCACACUUCUUCCACUCGCCCUGGCGAUUUUCUCCGUCGAUGCGGCAAAGAUCCUGUCCGCGGCCCCCGGCGUAAAGACCGUCCCCAAUGGAUACAUCGUGGUGAUGAAGGAUGGCGUCUCCAGCCAGGACUUCGAUUCUCACCGUAACUGGGUGACCCAGCUCCACCAUGAACGUCUCGCCCGCCGUGGUUCUACCAACGUUGGCGGAAUGCGUCACACCUACAAGACUACCCUCAAAGGCUACUCUGGCACCUUCGACGAGGAGACAAUCCAAGAGAUUGCGAACCGCGAUGACGUUGCAUUUAUCGAGCGUGACCAGAUCAUGACGAUCAACGAAAUCGAAACCCAGCCCAAUGUGCCAUCCUGGGGUCUUGCCCGUGUUGGUUCUAUGCGCCCUGGCGGCACCGAAUACCACUAUGACUCUACCGCUGGGGAGGGUGUCACUGCCUAUGUUAUCGACACUGGUAUUGAUAUCGACCACCAGGACUUCGGUGGACGUGCUAAAUGGGGUGUCAACACCGUUGACAACAUGGACGAGGAUUGCAAUGGCCACGGCACUCACGUCUCUGGCACCACUGCUGGAACCACCUUCGGUGUUGCCAAGAAGGCGAACCUGAUUGCUGUCAAGGUUCUUGACUGCAACGGAAGCGGAAGCAACUCCGGUGUCAUCAUGGGAAUGGAAUGGGCUACCGAACACGCCCAACAAACCGGCGCUGACAAAUCUGUCAUGAACAUGAGUUUGGGCGGUGGUUUCUCCCAGGCUACCAACCAAGCUGCUGCCGCAAUUGUCCAAGCUGGCGUCUUCCUUGCCGUUGCUGCCGGUAACGACAACCGAGAUGCUCGCAGCUUCUCCCCGGCCUCUGAGCCAUCAGUUUGCACUGUCGCUGCCUCUACGAGACAAGACGGCAAGGCUUCCUUCUCCAACUUUGGGCAAGUCGUUGAUGUCUAUGGUCCUGGUGCCGAGAUCAUCUCUGCCAGGGUUGGCGGUGGCUCUAUGACCUUGUCCGGAACUUCCAUGGCCUCUCCCCACGUCGCUGGUCUUGGUGCUUAUCUCAUCGGCCUUGGCCGUGGCUCUGGUGGCUCGCUCUGCAAUACCAUCAAGGAGAUGGCUCAGCCAGUUAUCCGCAGCCCUGGCAGCAACACCACCAACCGCCUCAUCUACAACGGCAGCGGACAAUAA
This is a messenger RNA of Uncinocarpus reesii 1704, 1194 nucleotides long. RefSeq names its product proteinase T. Gene Ontology annotation, molecular function: serine-type endopeptidase activity. The transcript is spliced from 4 exons. Gene Ontology annotation, biological process: proteolysis. NCBI's taxonomy places the organism in Eukaryota, Fungi, Ascomycota, Eurotiomycetes, Onygenales, Onygenaceae. The record is from RefSeq and is a predicted model, not a curated record. The coding region runs from base 1 to 1194 and encodes 397 amino acids.